Molecule: messenger RNA, 1296 nt
Organism: Phoenix dactylifera (date palm)
Lineage: Eukaryota; Viridiplantae; Streptophyta; Magnoliopsida; Arecales; Arecaceae
Source: RefSeq, a predicted model, not a curated record
UAAACCCUCCUCGCCGAACCCCCGGGAUCCCAAACCCUCGCCCUCCCCCGUCCAUGGCCGCAGCCGAACCCCCCUCCACCGCCGCUUCCACGGAUGGCGGCACCGCUGCCGCCACCCACCAGCCCUACGUCCUCCGGGAGACCCUGGUCGGCCACAAGCGCGCCGUCUCAUCGGUGAAGUUCUCCCCCGACGGCUCCCUCCUCGCCUCCGCCUCUGCCGACAAGACCCUCCGCGUCUGGUCCACCGCCGAUCUCUCCCUCUGUGCUGAGCUCUCUGGCCACGACGAGGGCGUCUCCGACGUCUCCUUCUCCGCCGACGGCCGCUACCUCUGCUCCGCCUCCGACGACCGCACCAUCCGCAUCUGGGACCUCGCCACCGCUGCCCCUCUCAAGACUUUCACCGGGCACACCAACUACGCCUUCUGCUGCUCCUUCAACCCCCAGUCCAACAUGAUCGCCUCCGGCUCUUUCGACGAGACCGUCCGCGUCUGGGAGGUCAAGUCCGGCAAGUGCCUCCGCGUCCUCCCCGCCCACUCCGAGCCCGUCACCGCCGUCGACUUCAACCACGACGGCAGCCUCAUCGUCUCCAGCAGCUAUGACGGGCUCUGCCGGAUUUGGGACUCGGCAACCGGGCACUGCAUGAAGACCCUCAUCGACGACGAGAGCCCUCCAGUGUCCUUCGUCAAGUUCUCGCCCAAUGGGAAGUUCGUCCUCGCGGCCACUCUCGAUAGCACCUUGAGGCUUUGGAACUUCUCAGCAGGUAAAUUUCUAAAGACAUACACUGGACACAUCAAUUCGAAGUUCUGCAUUCCAGCCGCAUUCUCUGUCACAAAUGGGAAGUACAUUGUUAGCGGUUCAGAGGACAACUGUGUGUACCUGUGGGAACUCCAAACAAGAAAAAUUGUCCAGAAACUGAAAGGUCAUACAGACACUGUAAUUGCCGUUUCAUGCCAUCCAUCAGAGAACGUGGUUGCCUCGGGGGCACUUGGUAAGGACAAGACAGUAAAGAUAUGGAUUCAGGAGGAUGAAGAUCAAAAAGAAGCCUGAGUGAGUUUUGUUGCAACACCAUUAUGGAAUCUUCAUUGGGGGGCUUGUUUUUUCAGGGGCCAAAUCGUGAUUUUGCAAAAAAUGAAAUUCCUACUACAUAGUUUUACCUACCCUAUCUUGUCAAUCCACCACUGUGUUAUCUUCACUAGGGGAACUGUUACCCUAGGGCAAAAUCGUGUUAAUGUCAAAUAUAUUUAUCUUAUCCACAUAUUUGUGCAAUUCAGAGUUCUGUACCUGAUCAUGCAUGGGA